CCUAUGAUAGAUUUGGCUCUUCCUUUCUUGUGCAUGAAAGGGAGUCGGAGAGAAACUGCAGACGGGGGCAAACGCGUUUUGCACGGGCUUGAGGUAGCUUCUCCUGCCUGAGAGCUUUCUCUAAUCUAUAGCAUCGAUAAUUCAACGUAAAAUAAGUCCAGCUGGACGAACUCCGGCUACGCUCGGCCUGCGUCCUGACUUCGUCGGGUGCGCCCCAUGCAAGUGUUUUCGUAAUCGUGCUCGUCAGUGCGGAGGCAUGUCAUAUGGCCCGAUUCACACACGUUGCUGUAACAAAGUAAAGACACUGACAUACAUUUGCAGAGACAGUGCAGUUGUGACAAAGCUCAGUUGUUCGCCCGCUUAACGCAGGCUCCUAAGAGAACAUACUAGUACUGUGGCGAGCCCGUAAGCAUACCUUCACAAGCACUAAAUCAUCCUGCACGUGAAACUCGCAGCGUCGCCGAGUUUGCAUCAUUGGUGGUUGCUCGUCAUUUUGCGCCGGCAUUGAAUUGCCCAGCUCAACAAGUGGUCGCCAUAACAGAGCACCCAAAGGACGUAAUUCUGCAGACAGCGGCGUGCGGGGCCACUCCCGCGCAUCGCUCGACCUGACGGAGCACCCUCGCUGGCGCUGCUAGCGUCGGGCCGAACCUUACUCAACAUCCUCUCUCGCACAAUGUUGGGGGUUGCCAUGGGGAGGAGGUUGUUCUCACCAUGGCUCGGCCACAUGCUGGUUGUGGCGCUGGUUGCGUUCGCAUUCUCCGCGAACGCAGCGCGCGUGUCCAUGGAGAUGUCCACAAGUGACGCCACGGAGACAACGUUAUUCCGCCGCAGACUGAACCAGGCGUCGCCAAAGGCCAGCCCUCGGCCGCCCAGCCCCAAGCCGCCCAGCCCUUCGCCGCCGAGUCCCAAGCCGCCCAGCCCGCGGCCGCCGAGCCCGCCCAGCCCCCCAAGCCCGCCGCCGCCGAGCCCACCCCCGAACCCCCCGGUUCCGCCCGCCAGUUUCCGGAUGGACAAGGGCAAGGGAGGUUUCACCUUCUUCUCGUCUGACGACGCCGAUGACGCGGUUCAUUGUCAGGGCACUCGCUGCGGUGCUCUGUACAGCAAUGUCAUCAGUAUGGCUAUCUCGUUUGCACCGGCCGACGCCGAUGGCAUCCUGGCAGUGGGGACCUUCAAGGCCAACACCCAGGCUAGGAACUCCAUCGAGGGAUGGGUGGCAAGUGCCAACUACCCGGUGUCUAAGAUCACCUACGCCACCACUGCGGCCGCCGUGACCAACGCCAACCUCAGCUCCUACAAGAUGCUCUACAUCCCCUCUAACGACCUGAACACGCCCGGCGGCAUCUCCUCGACGCUUAACAAGGCGCUGAUUAGCAUCAAGGCCGACAUCAUCAACUAUGUCAACAAGCGCGGUGGAUCCAUGGUGGUUCUCACGCAGGCGGGCUUUGGCAAGGAUAGCUACGGCUUCCUGCCUGUGCCGCUCAACUUCACGGCUCUGGAUUUCCAGGACGCGGACGUGACGGAGGACAUGAUGCAGAUCAGCCCCGUCACCAACAGCGACAACGUGGACCACGUGUACUGGCACGGCUACUGGACCGGGCCCAUCGACUGGAACGGCCUGCGCGUGCUUGCCACCCAGGCGCGCCUGUGCCCGGAGCCGUACGGCCCCAACCAGAACUGCCGUGCCACAGUGCUGUGCAACCAGAACACCAUUCUCACCGCCGAGAACUGCUACGAUGGCAUUGACAACGACGGCGACGGCUUAAUUGACAAGCUUGAUGAGGACUGCUGGCGUUGCGGCGACGGCAUCCUGGACCCUGACGAGCAGUGCGAUGACGGCAACGUGUUGGACGGCGACGGCUGCUCCUCCACCUGCCAGCUGCAGGACAUGCCGCCGCCCUCGAUUUCACCCUCGCCGCCUCCGCCGCCGCCCACCAACGGGCGCGAGGUGGACUACUGCUACGCCGGCGGCCUCGCGUCCUGCCCGCCCUGCCUGGGCAAGUGCAGCACCGUUGACAACUUCGGCACUGACGGCAUCAUCUGCAAGGUGCCGCAGUACCUCAAGGGCUCCUACCCCGACAGCGACGUGUGCAAGAACAACCGGGGCGUGCUGGCGCUGCAGACGAUUGCCGUGACCAACCAGGACACCAGCGGCAACACAGUGACCGUGGGCAAGGCCACCGUGUUCCGCACUUCCUCCGGCAUGCUAUACGCGACGGUCCAGAUGACCUGCCCCUACCUGCUGUGGUCGCCCAAGACCGACUCUAGCGGCGUGGACACCAACAGCUUCCUGCUGCUGAGCUACGUGCUCAACGGCCAGGCCGGCACCGCCGUCUCGAGCCUGACGCGCUCGCCCAGCUCCAGCUGGGCCACCUUCGCCUGCUACACCUUCCAGUUCAACGUGGACGCCCUGCAGCCCGGCGGCCUGGGCUGCACGCCCUUCGACAUCGACGCCCGACUCACCGUGCGCUCCGUGUUUGCCCGCGACUCGUCGUCUUCCAGCACCUGCAACAUGGACACUGAGAAGGUCAGCACCACCCCCACCGUGUCAACCAAGGAGUCGUUCGUCGCGGUGGACCCCGCGCCCCCCAGCCCGCCGCCCAGCCCGCCGCCGCCCAGCCCGCCGCCCCCGCGGCCCCCGCGGCCGCCGAGCCCGCUGCCGCCCAGCCCCUCGCCUCCUGACGCUCCCCCUCCGUCACCGGAGCCGCCGAGCCCGGAGCCGCCCUCGCCGCCGAGCCCGCAGCCGCCCUCGCCUCCUCCUCCCUCGCCGCCGCCGCCGAGCCCCCCGCCGCCCAGCCCGCCUCCUCCGAACCCUCCUCCGCCUAGCCCGCCGCCGCCCUCCCCGCCUCCACCUUCCCCUCCUCCUCCCAGCCCUCGUCCUCCCAGCCCGCCGCCGCCCUCCCCGCCUCCACCUUCUCCUCCCCCACCUUCCCCUCCCCCUCCCAGCCCUCCGCCCCCCAGCCCCCCGCCGCCGUCGCCGCCUCCGCCUUCCCCUCCCCCUCCCAGCCCUCCUCCUCCGAGCCCCCUGCCGCCGUCGCCGCUGCCUCCCAGCCCUUCUCCUCCCUUGCCUCCGCCUCCCUCGCCCUCGCCUCCUCCCCCGUCGCCUCGUCCUCCCUCUCCACCUCCUCCCCCGAACCCGCCCGUACCGCCCUCACCGCCCCCGGAGCCGAUUCCUCCCUCUCCUCCCAUUCCUCCUUCGCCUCCGCCCUCCCCCACCCCCCCGUCGCCGCUGCCACCUUCACCCGAGCCUCCGUCACCUGAGCCCCCGAGCCCGCCUCCGCCCAGCCCUCCGCCUCCGUCGCCGCCUCCCCCUUCGCCUCCCCCUCCAUCGCCUCCGCCGCCGUCUCCCCCGCCGCCCAGCCCGCCUCCGCCCAGCCCAUCGCCGCCGUCACCUCCCCCUCCUUCGCCGCCUCCCCCGUCGCCUCCACCUCCCAGCCCGCCGCCUCCUCCCCCUCCCUCUCCCGAUCCUCCGUCUCCGCCUCCCCCGUCGCCUCCUCCUCCGUCCCCGCCGCCCCCGUCGCCUCCUCCUCCCUCUCCGCCCCCUCCCUCGCCUCCUCCCCCCUCUCCACCUCCUCCGUCGCCCGAGCCCCCCUCUCCACCUCCUCCGUCUCCGCCUCCCCCACCUCCUCCUCCCCCUCCGCCUUCCCCUCCUCCUCCCGACCCGCCCCCGCCGUCGCCCGACCCGCCCCCGCCUUCUCCUCCCCCGCCCUCUCCCCCGCCGUCCCCUCCUCCGCCCUCGCCCCGCCCGCCUGCACCGCCGCCGACGCCCAACUGCGACUGCUCCAAGCUCGUCCGGGCGCCGGCCGGCGGCUGCGGCUCCGCCCAGGCCAUGGUCAGCUUCAAAGCCGGAGACCGCUACGACACCACCAUUCCUUCCGUGGACAUCUGCGUGCCCACGUUUGGAUUUGAUCCGGUGACCGGCAUCUACAAGAUUGCUUUCUGCUGGAACACGGACUGCGAAUCUCUGAGGGAUCUGCAGGGCAAGCCCAUCCGCGCCUACAUUAACAACCUGGACACGACGCCCGGCACCGGCCCCGACGGCCUGGCCGGCACCAACGUGGUGCUCACGGCGUUGGCGCCCGAGUGCGCUCGCAGCACCAACAUCAUCACGAUCAAGGACACGGGCGCCACCUACCGCUUCGGCGCCACCGAGCUGCUGGUCACGGUGCCCGCGCCCAUCGCGACGCUGGACGUGGACGUUGCCAUCAACAACACGGCGCAGUGCAACGACCACUGGGUGGUGACCGCGCUGGUGUCGGUGUCUGCGCCUCUGGGCACCACGCCGCCCAUCCCGCCCGCCUCCUGCCCCUGCUGGAUGCGGACCACCAACGGCACCUGCCCCGGCAUCAAGGUGCCCAUCCUGCUGGAGACCAUCGACGACCUCGGCAACAACCGCGGCCAGUCCGUCAUGCAGUGCAUCGACCCCGCCAACUUCGACAUCUACACCGGCCGCAUGGCCUACAGCUACUGCUGGCGCUACGACUGCCUGCCGCCCGUGUUCGCCACCUCGCGCUUCAAGGCCACCUGCAGCAACCUGGAGCGCUGGAACAUUGCCAAGAUGACCGGCAAGUUCCUUCUCAACAUGCAGCACUCGGAGGGCAUCUACAUGAGCGUCACCGGCCACCCCAAGGACCCCACCCAGCAGCCCGUGAUGUGGACCAUCGCCGACGACCAGCAGUGGAUCGACCUGCCCGAGGGCGGUGUCGGCAACUUCACUUUCGAAUACAUCAUUCCACCUGGCCAGGACGAUCUCUCGGCCGCUGUGGUUAUGGACACCUCCCCGCGCCCGCCGCCGCCGCCCGUGCCGCCUGGCCCGCCCGGCAGCAGUUGCUCCUGCCCGCUGACCCCGGAGGAGACCGUGGGCGGCGAGCCCGGCGUGUGCAACGGCACCUACGCCACCAUGACAGUACGCCUGGAGAGCGACCCCACCGUCACCUACAAGCAGUGCGUGUCAUGGCCCAACUACGAUCUGAUCAUGCAGGAGAUGGCGUGGAGCCACUGCUGGCGUUACGACCCCUGCCUGCCCAAGGCCUUCUACGGCCAGGCCUACCGCGUGUCCAUCAACGAGGUCAGCAAGCACAACAUCCCGCUCAUCCCGCCCGCCGGCUACGAGCUGCUGCACUUCGUGGCGCCGUUUGGCAUGAGUAUUGAGACGACCUUCAAGUACGUCAACGGCGACGUGGUGGUUUACAACAGCACGCAGGGCUCACUGGUGAUCCAGGGCCGCAAGAACGUCAUCACCGUGCCAACCCAGAUCUCCAACAUUACGAUCGAGUUCAAGAUCCCCGCCGUGUGGGGCAUUGACGGCAUGGCUGCGGCCGUGGUGCUGCGCCACAUUGACGGCACCGACUUCCCCUUCCCGCCCUCGCCGCCCUCGCCGCCGCCGUCGCCGCCCGCGCCGCCGCCGCUGCCCGCCAGCGCGGCGCGUGUGCUCAUCACCACCGACUUCCUGGUCAUGGCCAACGUGCCCAUCACGGCGCUGCUCAAGAGCGACAACGUCGCGCUCACCGGGUACUACGUGACCAUUCCCUUCAAGUUCUACGACUACCUGGACAUGCCCGACUGCUCCGACUCCAACCGCGACGCAUUCAAGGCCAAGGUCGCGGCCGCCUUCAACGUCUCCGACCCCUCCACCAUCACCGUCUCCUGCCGCUUCAACGUGCCCACCAGCGACCAGCCAAUCCUGCGCCGCAUGAUGCGCGCCGUGUCGCGCCUGGUGCAGACCGUCACCACCGGCACCACGCCCGCCGACGUGGCUGUGGAGACCUCGGUCACCGUCAAGCUGCCCGUGGACUUUCCCGCCGCUGUGGCCAGCGGCUGCGCCAAGACCGAAGGCCUGCUGGCGUCCGACGUGAGCUGCGACACCGGCUCCGUCACCACCAAGCCCAGCGUGACCGUGUCCAUGUCAAAGAGCGAGAGCGUGAUCGCCGGCGGCGCAGACCCCUGCACCGGGGCCGUGAGCGAGAGCGCCAACCUGCUGAGCGCCCUGGCGCGCGACGCCGGCUCCUCCGUCAACUCCAACACACUGCGCAGUACCGGCUGCAAGAGCCAGCGCGUGGCGGGCACCACCUCCGACCCCAACGCGCCCGGCGCCACGCCAGUCCCCGGUGGCGCCCCCGGCACCGCGCCCACGCCCGGACCCAGCGACUCUCCCAGCAGCGCCAGCCUGUCCAGCGGUGCCAUCGCCGGCAUUGUCAUCGGCGCCGUCGCGGGCGCCGUGCUCAUCGGCUUCGUGGGCAUUGCCGUGCGCAACAAGAUGAGCCAGCGCAGUCCGGUGACCAUGGUCGGCCGCGACGGCACCACGCGCACCACCACGCCACGUGGCUGGGCCCGCGGGCGCUGGAUGACCUACUCUAUGCAGGAGAAGGCCGAGCAGGCGCGCUCGGGCAGCGCGCCGGUCGCAGGCGUGUCGACAUAUUAAUGAUAUUACCGUAUCCAGCAUUGAAGCUGGUGGGUGCACUACAGCCUGCUAGACGCAGCAGGCUUGCGCCCUCAAAGAGUCGUGCCGUGUCGUGUGGUGUGGUGUUUCAAGAACCGGGAAGCCGUCGGGUCCGCGCGCUUGUGUCGAGGCGUGCUUUACGGGUCGGCAGAGUCGUCGCCGAUUUCAUGGGAGGAUUUAUUCCGGGAUUCUCUACUAGCCGAUCACCCGCACCCCACCGCCUUCCCUCUCCAUGCAUCACACUCUGUGAUGCGAGUAAGUGGCAGCGCUGGCCACACUGCACGCCAUGGGGGCAUGCUUAUUGAAUGUUCAAGCUUAUCAAAAUGUAGCGGGUCAUACAGAUACUGCCCGCAACUGCUAGCUGUGUCUGACGCACUGCUGGCAUUGAUGGUGGUUAUAGAGCUGGAAAUGGAUUGCAUAUGCGUGCACUGUCCUUGAUGCCUGUCUUCAGAGGUGUGCGUGUGCCGCCUUGAAGCCCCUGACUCAGACAGAGCUGUGGCAAUGAGUAAUUGCCCAGCUAUAACGGCGUGUGAGUCCCAGGGCCCAUGCGACAGAGAGAAGCGGCAGGCGCAUAUAUAUCCGGGCCACGAAGUUUGGUUUAGAGCCAGCGUAUUUGCGUUAGUGCGCAGGCUGGUUGGAGGCGGGGGACGGUGGCUGGACCGAAAUGGUCCAUGCGUGGCUUGGAUAUUCUUCUGUGUGCCUUUUUAACAGACCGCGGCCUGGGUUUGAUUUACGUGGUACAUAAAUGCACAGAUACAUCAGAUACAACAGGUGUCCCUGGCGCGUGCAUCGUCGUACGAGUUGCAUGCUGGCAUGUAGAUGGCAGUCACCUUAUUGUUCGGGUACCGCAUGCCUGACGCUGUCUUCUAAAGAGAAUAAUUUCAAGUGUGUGAACCGUGUGUCUGGCGUCUUGUGUUACUGGCGAUGCCCAUCUAUCCUCGAGCGUUGCGUGGUCUACACGUGGCUCAAACUUCAUUGAUACCCGUGCGAUGUCUUGUCACGCGCACCGUGUAUUGCACGCAUCCCCUUGCACACGUCUUCCGUCGGUCGGUCAGCGCAAAGCUGUUCAAAGUGACUCUGGUGUAGUAAUCGUCGGUGUUCCGGUCACCGCUGUAAAUGCGGUUGACUGAGUAUGCUGCAAGAGGCUGAAAAGCCGAAGGCCUGUUUACUGAAAAUUGUAACCCCCGGCCUCA
This is a messenger RNA of Chlamydomonas reinhardtii, 7629 nucleotides long. RefSeq lists its product as uncharacterized. The record is from RefSeq and is a predicted model, not a curated record. The coding region runs from base 674 to 6418 and encodes 1914 amino acids. NCBI's taxonomy places the organism in Eukaryota, Viridiplantae, Chlorophyta, Chlorophyceae, Chlamydomonadales, Chlamydomonadaceae. The transcript is spliced from 24 exons.